CCCGCAUCAGCCGAAAAAACUUUUUACUUGAUUUUAUUUUAUCUGUGCCUGCCUGACUUCGCUUUGGUUGGGUGCGUUUGCUUUUACCGUGCGUUGUAAAAAGUCUUUCAUUUUUAUAAUUUUCACAAUUAAUUAAUUAUCGUAGUUCCUUGAAUGUGUUUCUGAUCAAGUGGUACCAGUGAAAUCCUUAUGAGGAUGAUAAUCAAUGCUGCUGUGUACUGAAUAUGGCUGACGAAAGACUAGUGGUUUUGAAGCGUACUAGUGACAAUUUAGGAUUCGGAUUUUCUUUGCUGGGUGAAGCCGGUUUGCCACACAUCAUAUACGAAAUCGAAGAAAAUUCUCCAGCGGCUCGUAGUGGCGAGGUUGAAGCUGGAGACGUAUUGCUCAAGGUCAAUGGGACUGAUGUAAACCGGUUCACUACUCGGGAAGUUUUAAAAUGCUUACGGCUAUCUUCGGAUCCCGUCACUCUAAGACUGAAAAAAGACCCUCAAAUCAAAGCCAGCGUCCGGAGGUACUUGGUCGCAGCAGCGGAAAGACGGUCGACCGGCUUACGCACUAACCACGAUAAAUCGAGCUCACUACCUUCGAGCAACUCAAACAGCAACUCGAACAGCAAUUCGAACAGCAACUCAUCCAGCAACUCGUCGAGUAACGGGUCGGGUGUUCAGUCCGGCGACAGUUGCGAGAACCUCCUUCCGGACGAGAAGCCGCGGCGGCCGCGCGCCAACCAACCCAAGUUCGAAGCCUACAUGAUGACGGGCGACCUCAUGUUGAAUCUCUCGAGGGUAGAGCAUCCACAUCAUAACCACCACGCGCCAACACAUCGGACACAUUACCACAGGUACAACUCAACGCCAGCGUCGCCCAGCGAAAGUCGUUUAUGCGGACGCGCAGAUCUCACGCAACGACACAACUCCUCGCCUGACACCGGACUGGUCAGCGAACAUGCCACUAAAAUGUUCAUAUCGCAGCCGGCGUCGCCGGCGGGCGCGGGCGCGGCGUCGAGCGAGCAGCUGUCGCGGCCGCCGCACACCGUGAGGACUUCGCGCUCUGAAGAUCAUUUGCAGUUUCAGAAGGAGUCUUCCCUGAGUGCGGUGGCGGUGGAUAUGGAGGAGGAUGUGACGUCAUCGCUCAAUACGCUGCUUGACGCCCGACCUGAUUCUGCCACGCCCGCACCACGAUCGGAACGUGAUCGGAUCGUAUGGACGUACAACGCGCCAGUAUCGAGUGCAAGUGAACGCGGCCACUGUAACGGCUCCGGAGCCACCUCCAACUCCACCUCUAUAUCUGACGGCAUGUCACAGAGAUCGUCAUCGCCCGCAUCUCCAACGUCAGUGUCGUCGUCGGUGAUGUCCUCCCGAGCGACUCCGCCGCAUAGAGCGCUACAACCUUUGUCAGCACAUCAUCACAGACUUAACGGCGACAUGAGUCUAUCGGAAGCCGUGUCAAACAUAUCUAGUCCGGACUACCAAGACCAAGACGACAUGUUCGAAACUGGCCGUGAAUGCCCCAGAAUGGAGCUCUCCGACCCAUCAGACUCAGAUUCCACCAUCUUAGUAUCCGAACCAUGCCACAAACGAGCCAAAUCCAACUCCACAUACUCCAACGAACACGGCAGUGACGUCACACUCAACGGAGAUAACGACUAUAGGAUAGUAAUACAGGUGAAGGGACCGGAUAAACAGAAUGCGAAUAUAGAGAAUGUAAAUAAUAAUAAUAAUUGUACACAGAACGGAAAGGAGAAUGGACACAAUUCACCGGAGAAUCAAGGGUACCAGGAGCUGGGUAGCGGGUCAGACGGUGGUUCGGACGAAGGUUCCGACGGGGAUUCCCUACAUUCGUUCCACUACAGCCCUAAAGCCGUGGACAUACCGUCAGCUGAGCGGCUCGCUAAGAGGCUGUACCACCUUGAUGGGUUCAAGAAAUCCGAUGUUUCGAGACAUCUUAGUAAAAACAACGAAUUUUCUCGCGCCGUGGCGGAAGAGUAUGUGCGACACUUCUCGUUCGCGGGCGCGACAUUAGACGCCGCGCUGCGAGCCUUCUUGGCACGGUUCGCGCUCAGCGGCGAGACGCAGGAGAGAGAAAGAGUUCUAGUGCAUUUUAGCAGGCGAUAUCUGGAGUGUAACCCCAAUUCGUUUAACUCACAAGACGCCGUCCACACGCUAACUUGCGCACUAAUGCUUCUCAACACGGAUUUGCACGGCUGCGGCGGCGCCUUCCGGCGGAUGUCGUGCGCGGAGUUCAUUGACAACCUCGCGGAACUCAACGACGGCGAGAACUUCCCCCGCGACACGCUCAAGCAGCUCUACCACGCCAUACGCACGCAGCCGCUGCAGUGGGCGCUAGACUCAGAAUCCGGCGGCGGCGAAUCCGCUGCGGCGACCGUUACGAACUCUAACAACCGUUCCACCAACCCGUUCUUAGACGUGCCCGACCAGAGUCGCGCCGUGGAGUACAAGAAGGGCUACGUCAUGAGGAAGUGCUGCGUCGACGCUAACGGCAAAAAGACUCCAUUUGGUCGGCGUGGCUGGAAGAUGUUCUACUGCACGCUGCGGGACCUCGUAUUAUAUCUACACAAGGACGAGCACGGCUUCCGACGCAGCCAGAUGUCAGACAACCUACAUAAUGCCAUCAGAAUACACCAUGCUUUAGCUACGAAAGCGACGGAUUACACUAAAAAGCAGCACGUGUUUCGAUUGCAGACUGCGGACCAAGCUGAAUACUUAUUUCAGACGAGUGAUUCGAAAGAGCUGUGUUCGUGGGUGGAGACGAUCAACUUCGUGUGCGCGGCGUACUCGGCGCCCCCGCUGGCGGGCGCGGUGGGGUCGCAGCGCAAGUUCCAGCGCCCGCUGCUGCCCUGCGCCCACACCAAGCUCUCUAUGCGGGAACAACUACAAGAACAUGAGGAAAGAGCUGCGCGGUUAGAAGAAGAGUUGGCGGCGUUGAGACACGCGCGAGACAACUCGCCUCAUUCCCGCGACAAGGAGCACUACCUCGUCUAUGAAGUGAAGCGGUACCGCACGUACGCGCACGCGAUGGCGGCGCGGCGCGCGGGCGGCGCGGAGGACGCGGCGCCCGCGCUGCCCGAGCGCGAGCGCGAGCGCCCGCCGCCGCCCUGACGCGCCAUGGCGGUGUUUGCCGCCUGCGUGCUGUGACCCCGCCCCCCGCGCUGCCCGUGCACGUCCGCCGCGACCGACUGACAUGCACGUCAUGAUGCCACUUCUAUACGUUCCUAUUACAUCACAGAUUUCAUACAAUGAUUUCUUAAUUGAAUACAUAAAAGUAAAAAACCUUGCAAAUAUCAUUGAAACGUAAAAUUUCUAGAUACCUGUUUUUUGCUGGCUCGGUUACUGAAUAGAUUUCCUUGCAAAAGGACCUUUGUCAAAGUCGUGUCGCUCGACGCGUUACGAAUUACUUUUAUGGAAUAAGCUAUACUAAACAUACAUUUUCUAUUAAAUAAAAUAUAAGAAGCCAUAUGUAAGGAACAGAAAAAAAAUGAGCCAUUUGAAUGCAACGGGUGAUGUCAUAUGAAAAAAGGAUGUGGCGGCAUCUUACAAUGACGUGUCAAAAUUAAAGCGACCUAAACUUUUAGACCAAGCAAAGGAACAUGAAUAAAACCGUUAUUCCAAUUCCUUCGCUUGAUCUAAAGUAUAAGGGGUGCGGUGUGAUGAAAGGCCGGCGGCGCGCUCCACUGGGAAACUAUUAGGUACGAGUUAAAAUUAAAGUUUUAAUGUCGAUUCAUCUAGUCCCGUCUUCCUUGCAAUACGUUUACCGCGUGACGACUGUAGGUCACUACUGGUGAGACCAUAGAAUUCGCAAUAAGACAAAAGGAAUGCCUAAGUACUGAUAAUAAACUAUAGGAAUGAUUUGGCUCGUCUUGCGUCACACUUUUAAGCCUCAAAUAAAUCUCAGAAUUGAGAUGCAAGGUGAAAACGUUGUGGUGUCACGAAUAUAAUUAUGUUCACCAGAACUUAGCACUUCUAUUGUCUAAUGGUAUGUCGAAGUCUAUGGAUGAAAUAAUGAUGCUCAUCAACUACUGAUGAGGCUUCUUUUAUUUACCUAUAAUACUCAAAAAUAUAGGUCGAAACGCUUGUGCAUGUAACUAUGCACUUAUUAGUGUUUAAAAGCCCUUAAACUCUUGUAGAAGUAUUAAUUUCGGUGUACAAUUUCAAAUUACCGACUGAUUUUGUAAUCGCGAUCCAGUUUGGCCUGAACAAAAAGUUGUUAUUUUAUGUUCUAGAUCAGUUAGUUUGGAAAUAAUACGCUUUAAUUAUUAUUAGUCGAACAUAUUGGCUUCAGUAUAUGUUGUAAGAAAUUAUUUAUCAUUCCAUGUUUCCUGUUCCUAUUAUGCCAACUGCCAAAAAGACGUUGACUAGUCGUAUCUAGAAGAAAAUAUCACUUAUCCUUUUUUAUUUAUCCUUGUUUUGUUCUUCUUUAAAGCCUUCUUCUUUAAAUUCAAAAAUGUGCAAUUUCUUUUCAACUGGACAUGCUGGCUGGCACAGCUGGACAUUAAAAUCCUCUUUACUCUCUCUUAAUCUGGGUUCACACUUUGGUAUGUAUACGUAAGUCGGCUUUCGAAUGUUGGUGGAGGCGUUCACCACAAAAAACCAACGAAGGCUAGAAACCCCAUUCGUUGGCCUUCAUUGGCCCGCGCCCAGUAUAUACGCAGUUUAAACUUCGGGUUCGGCCCGCGCAGUUUUGGCAGUUGGUGUAUCGUGAAUAUGAACGGCAAGUGAAUCAUUGGUCGCUGACGUCACAUGUGGUCGAUCGUCAUUACAAGACAGAAACUGAAUUUAUUACGAUGUUGUAAAUACAUUUUAAAGAGACUGAUAAGUGAAGUUAUUUAUUUUGUUUUGUAAAUCCACCAGUGUCAAAUGUUAGACAUCGAUAUAGAGUAACAGUUAUUCAUACAAUAGGAUCUCACAUGUAAUUAUAGCUCUUAGAAUGAAAGUGUGUCAUGAGAUUUGGAACUGUUAAACCAAAUUAAAUUUUGGGCGUUGAAAAAUGUGUGUCUUGAUGUAUUUUGUAUGAGCUUUUUUUUAACAUUAUAUUCUUUUCAUAGUAAUUAUAUGUAUCUGUAUAACAUCAGUCGUCAAAAUUUUGUUUAUUCGCAAUGGCCAAUUCCUACUUUGAUUAAUUCUAUUGAUUUGUAUUUAAUUAUUUCAGAUGUUAAUUAUUAUUCUUAUUGUAAAAGAUGAAAGUCAAUUUCGGAGAAAAUGUUAGUAACGAGGAGCUACUAGAUGGAAGGUAAUGAAUUGACAGUACUUAGUACUUAUCAAGAUUGAGCUGACAUUGUGAUAUGUGAAAGAACUUUUUAUAACGGAAGUCGAGCUCUGUGGAGGUUUGUGAUUACAGAUUGGCAUAAAGCAUGUGUAUUUAUUAUUUAACUUCGAAGCUCUAGUUGAGUACAUAUUCUGCAUUGACAAAAUUUGCCAGUAAAGCUCUAGUGAUAAUGACGACGGCUCAACAUCCUUUCUGCAGAGCAAAGUCGAUUGAUAUUAGAUUGUUUUAGUUGUAAACCUAAUCAUUGUAAAUAUACUAUUUUUUACGAAUUAUUUACAUGUUACUUUUAUUUUUAUAUUAUUUACUGAAAUGUAUAGCUUGAUUAGUUUUGUUUUUAUUAUUAUAAAAUGUUGUGUGUGCGCGCGCCUUGCAAAACUGCACUUUUCAGCUUAACGAAUUUCUCAAGAAAUAAAUUUAUAAAUAAAAUGCCAUAAACUUAAUCU
This is a messenger RNA of Amyelois transitella, 5726 nucleotides long. RefSeq names its product PH and SEC7 domain-containing protein (gene Efa6). Bases 225 to 3119 code for a protein of 964 amino acids. The transcript has 21 exons. Lineage: Eukaryota; Metazoa; Arthropoda; Insecta; Lepidoptera; Pyralidae. Gene Ontology annotation, molecular function: guanyl-nucleotide exchange factor activity; phospholipid binding; protein binding. Gene Ontology annotation, biological process: regulation of ARF protein signal transduction. The record is from RefSeq and is a predicted model, not a curated record.